Grus americana (Whooping crane) is the source of this 5126-nucleotide messenger RNA. RefSeq names its product nuclear factor, interleukin 3 regulated (gene NFIL3). The transcript has 2 exons. Gene Ontology annotation, biological process: regulation of DNA-templated transcription; circadian rhythm; DNA-templated transcription. Gene Ontology annotation, cellular component: nucleus. Lineage: Eukaryota; Metazoa; Chordata; Aves; Gruiformes; Gruidae. Bases 1281 to 2657 code for a protein of 458 amino acids. The record is from RefSeq and is a predicted model, not a curated record. Gene Ontology annotation, molecular function: DNA binding; DNA-binding transcription factor activity.
CCUCGACAGGAGCAUAGCUUGAAAGUUGCUGGUGAUAACUUGGCUUUCAAGAUGAGGUGAUUUUUGUGUGUGACUAAAAUGGUCCUUUAAGCAGACAAAACUAACAUUACUGUGCUUGUGACCAAAACCUCCAAAGUCCAAACUGAGUACCCCAACCACUGUCUUUGUGUUUGGUAUACCUGCUGUAAGUGGUAGCAGCAGAGUAUUUUAAAAAUAUGAUAUUCUUGAUACCAUGCAUAAACUUUUCUGCUACUUGAUUAUUGGGGUCAAGUACAGCUUUGAUCGUGAAGCUGUCUCGGAGUUACUGUUGCGUAAAACAACCUGAUUAUUUUUUUUCCUUGUAACUGGAAUGAUUGCACUCAGUUUCAUUGUGUUCACUCCUGUGUAGUGUAAAACAACUCCAUUUUUUUUCCUUUUAACUUGGAUGAUUGCACUCAGUUUCAUUGUGUUCACUCCUGUGUAUGUAACCUACUUUGAGUCAUCUUUGCCCUCCUCAGUAAUUAAUUCAAUCCAGAGUCUCAUUUAAAAUAUUGCUAUGUGCAUCACCUUUACGGUCCCUAUUCAAUCAAAGUGUUGACUUUGAUGGGAAACUUGAAUGAAUAAGGAUUCGUGUUUUGGCCCAAAGACCUGAUUUAAACCAACAAGUUCAAGAAUUAAUGAAUAAAGAUCCUUAAUAUCAUUGGCACUAACAGCUAUUGUUAUGAAAGUUCUCACAUUACAGAUGUCUUUGACUGUCAAAGUGCCAACACUCUUUAGAAUGAUUUGUCUCUACCUUCCAUUUUUAUUUAUUUUAUAUUUUUAACUCAUUCUGCAAAAGACUCUUAACUAGUUUUUAAAAUAUCCAGCUUCCUGGAUUUGACUUCAAAGCCUUAAGUUUCUGCUGUGGUUUGUUUUUUGUUUUAAAGGAACUGAUUUGAGAGGUGUCAAAAAGCUUAGAGUCUUCCUAUAAGCAAUGUGAACUUACAUGACCUCCUCACAGUUUAUCUCAUCCUAAGAAGGAACACUAUUUGCCGUGCUUUGGCCGAAAUUUGUGGAACAUACAGAUACUCUUUCUGUUGCAAUAAAGUCUAAAUAGAGUCUGUGAAAGGUUUUUAAGAUUGCCAUUGCCUCUGUCCUCUGCCAAGAAAAUUGGUUCUAUACACUUCUGUCUGAGAAUAUGAAGGAAAAGGAAGAAUAUGCGUGGAUUUAAAAUUAUUGUAUUUAUCAAGUUGUGGAGUGAGAAGUACUGGGAAAAUAGCUUGCUCUGUUGCUCAUUGUAGAUCUACUACAAAUUGUUUCUGAUGCAGCUGAGAAAAAUGCAGACCCUUAAAAAGGAACACGGACCUGUUGACACAAGUAGCAGUGUGGACAAAAUCAUGGUACUUAAGUCUACUUUAGCAGAAGUGUCUGAAGAAUUGUCUACUAAUGAAGAUAUACUUCUUACUGAAGCAAGUAGUGGAAAAAGCAAAUCUUCAGCUUGCAGGAGAAAGCGAGAAUUCAUUCCAGAUGAAAAGAAAGAUGCUAUGUAUUGGGAGAAAAGACGGAAAAAUAAUGAAGCUGCCAAAAGAUCUCGUGAAAAACGACGACUGAAUGACCUUGUCUUAGAGAACAAGCUAAUUGCACUGGGAGAGGAGAAUGCCACUUUGAAGGCAGAGCUGCUUUCGUUGAAGCUCAAGUUUGGUUUAAUUAGUUCUGCAGCUUAUGCCCAAGAGAUACAGAAACUCAGUAGCUCAACAACUGUGUAUUUCCAAGACUAUCAGACUUCCAAAUCAAAUAUUAAUUCAUUUGUAGAUGAACAUGAACCAUCUAUAGUUGGUAGCAGUUGUAUUUCUGUCAUUAAACAUUCUCCUCAAAGCUCAAUGUCUGAUGUGUCUGAAAUACCAUCUGUAGAACAUACUCAACCAAGUCGUAUACAAAGCAACUGCAGAAGUCCUGAAAAUAAGUUCCAGAUUAUAAAACAGGAGCCCAUGGAAUUAGAGAGAGAGCCAAGAGAUGACAGAAGUUCAUAUAAAACAUCCAUAUAUCCAAACUACAUGGGGGCUACCUUUAAUGUGUACUCACAUUCUCCUCCUCUCUUACAAGUUAAUAGGUCCUCCAGUAAUUCCCCCAGAACAUCAGAAACUGAUGAUGGUGUAGUUGGAAAGUCAUCUGAUGGAGAAGAUGAACAGCAGGUUCCUAAGGGUCCAAUCCAUUCCCCAGUUGAACAUAAAAAUGUUCAUGCAACAGUUAAAGUUCCGGAAGUGAAUUCUUCAGCUUUGCCUCACAAGCUUCGAAUUAAAGCCAAAGCCAUGCAAGUUAAAGUGGAAGCAAUGGAUAAUGACUAUGAUGCAACACAGAAAGUGUCGUCACCCAUUGACAUGUCCUCAAAAAGGCAUUUUGAGCUUGAAAAACAUGGUGCACAAAGCUUGGUGCAUUCUUCUCACACUCCUUUCUCGGUUCAAGUGACUAACAUCCAAGACUGGUCACUUAAACCAGAACUCUGGCAUCAGAAGGAACUCAAUGUAAAAAUUCAGAGUGGUUGCAAAACUGGAGUUGUUGAAAUAAAAGACAAUAUCUACAAUGUCUCUGAGUCAGAGAACCUGUAUUUGAAGCAGGGCAUAGCAAACUUAUCUGCAGAGGUUGCUUCACUUAAAAGACUUAUAACUACACAACAAAUCUCUGCAUCAGACUCUGGUUAAGUUACUACUGAACAAAGGCUUAUUGUUUUAAAGGAUGUCAUUUGCAGUAGAUCAAUAUGUUUUGUAUUAUUCUGAAUUUUCACUGGACUUGUGAUGUCAUUUCACUGUAAUGUUCACAUAAUGUCUGAUUGGUGUCUUUUUGUGCACAAAUUAUUAUGAAGACUAGGUUGUGUUAUGAUCACUAUGCCUUGUGUAUAGUCAAGUAGCCUGUACAAAGGCUGUAUAUAGUGAACUUUAUUUUCUUUUUGUUCUACUAUAAAGCGUGCAAGUUACCAGUUACAAUAAAAUAUUGGUGACAAACACAGAACAUCUACUCCAGUUCAGUUGAUUUUUAUGAACUUGUAAAUAAGUUAAUUAAAAACUGGCUUUUCUUACACUGUGCUCAACUUCACCUACAUGUUUGGAUUUUACAGCCUAACAACCAAAUUACAAUUUGCAACAUGUAUAAUCCUUCUGGCCACCUUUUUCCUUAACAUGUUUUUUAGAAGAGAAUAGAGAUAAAGUGAGUAUUUAUAAGUGAAACAGUACCAAUUUAUAGCCUUAGCCUUCUUUAACUAAUUUAUUAGUGGACAUUAACCAAAACCCAUGCAAAUUCUAACCCAGUAACUAAUAUUAACAACCUUUUUUUCUCCUUCUAUCUCAAAUGAGACAGUAAUGAGUUUCCGGAAUGGUUUGUUGUGACAAACCAUUUUUUUCAAUAUUCUAACUCGGUGUUUUAGAUUAAAUUAGUUAAGUUGGAUUUGUGCAUCUGCAAAGUUUUCAGAGCCUUGCAGUGACAUAAUUGGACAACACCAUCUUUGUCAAGGGGUGUCUUGUCUGUGCAAGGAGUGCAGGCAGGGAAAGAAGUAUGCACAAAGGCUGCAUGACAGAGUCUGUCCCUCUUGCAUACCACCGUUCUUUCCACGGCAGACCGUGGGCCACCUGUAGAUGAAGGAUAAGGCUACUGGUUCUGUAAACUCUUGAGCUGAACUAGGCAAAUAUCUACAUAAGGGGCAGGCAAUAGUAGUGGCAGAGUUGGAGGAGACUAUCUCCUAUUUUAGUUCCCAGUGUGGGACAUAAUGCAAUUGUAAGUAUGAAGUAAGUCUUACCACCAAUCUGGCCUUGGUUUCAGUGGCUUAGUUAACUGAACUGGAAUACCCUGGCUCAGUACAGGGCAUUUUGCAAGAACUUAAGUGUAAAAUAAGAGACUAUGUGAAGAACUGUGCAAUCCAGAUACUAUUAGCCCCUUACAAUUUAUGCAGAUGCUAAGUUCUUCACUUGAUGACUGGACAGGGCUGUGGUGCUCUUUGUCUUUGAGAAGAGCCAUUGAACCAUGGAGACUAUAAUUGCAUCACAUAUCCUUGGUUUGGCUUACCAAAGUCUUUCAUUUUAAAAUUAAAAAUAAUUUAUAAAUAGAGCAUAGACUUGGCAGAGGUUCUUUUCAUGAUACUUCCACCCCUCUUUUAACAUACUAAUAAAUCAGACUAACAAAUAAGCUUUUUUCUGAAAAGGCUUUUUAUUAAUUACCAUACUGUAUUUUGAAUGGAACCUUUCCAUAGACUUAAAAUACUAAUUCAGAAAACAAUAUGUAGGUAUUGUUUUUUUACAUUCAUACUUGACUUGAGUGAGAGGAAGUUUGUCAAUUUUUUGGGGAUAUGAAGAGGAGUCUGAGUCACUCCUGAUAGCUCUGAAGCUUGGUCCAGCAGUCAAGGCAAUGGCAAAACUCCCUAAUGUCAGCAAGGCCAGGAUUUGAUUCUGUACCUUUUCAGGAGCUGAUGAUUCACAGUCAUGUUCUGGGAGGACCUUGGCACAGAAAUCACUGGCACUUUCUGAGCUUUUUUGAGCCUUCUAACUGCUGUGCUGUGUUUGUGGCAUUCAGAGUUAAUAAACUGUUAUUCUUUUUUCAUGCCUUAAGAAUACAAUAGACCCCAUAGCUGGGCUCUGUAUGUAUUUGGUAAUUACUAUAGAUGACAUUUCAAUGUUACUGAAAAUAAGCUCAGGAUUAUUGCAUGAAAUGUAAAAAUUUGCAUUGAAUGAUGGGGAUAUGAGACAUGAGGCAGUGAUUGCUGCUGUCUCUUUGCUUGCUAAGUAUCUUCUGUAAGCAACAAUAAAAUUCUUUAAAUAUUUUGCAUAUUAUUUAUCACAUGUAAUGUGUUCAAGGAGAGGACUUAAAACUCUCAGUGUUGCCAUCUGUGUAAGCCUAGAUCUAUUGGUUUGGGUUUUUUUUUUUCCAUUUCUUGUUACAGUUGUUUGUCAUAAUGAAAGAAUGUUGUCCUCUUUCUAGCUCAUUAUAUAUUUUGUGUAUCUGUUUUGUGCAAUUAAUACUUAACAGUAAUGAUGUAGUUAAUUUGUUGAAGGAUGUCAUUGCAAGAAAGUUAUAGCAUGGAGCUUAGGAGCACAAUCAGAUGUUAUUUAUACUCCCUUUAUACCUUAGUGUUAUGCUUCAUUUGAAGAAAGAAAUAAAUAAUUUGUCUUUUGUUCAAAACCUGA